Molecule: messenger RNA, 7415 nt
Organism: Rattus norvegicus (Norway rat)
Lineage: Eukaryota; Metazoa; Chordata; Mammalia; Rodentia; Muridae
Source: RefSeq, a predicted model, not a curated record
CACUUUAGGAUCUCCUCCGUCUGAAGUCAGUCCCUUGUGAUACUCUUAAUUAAUUAAUUAAUUAAUUUACUUUACAUCCAGAUCACAGCUUUUCCUCCCUCCUCUCCACUCAGCCCUUCCCUCCUUUUUUUUUUUAAUUUUAUUUUUCUUGGAUAUUUUAUGUAUUUACAUUUCAAAUGUUAUCCCUCUUCCCCCUCUCCCUGCUUCUCGGAUUCUGGUGUGGGUGGAGCCAGUAAGAGGUUGUUGUCUAGCUUUGAAUCUUCAAAGUGAACUCAGGAGUCUCAGAAAGGCAGAAGAAGAUGAUGUUGUCCAGGGACCUCAGAGCUGAAGCUGCAGUUCGGCUGUGGAUAAUGUUCUUGCUCCUGGAGGAUUUACUGGGCGCUUGUGCAGUGGGUGACUACCAAAGACGAGUGCCUUCUGCCCCCAACACAGACAUCAGGAACACUCUAGAGAAGCCUAGAGUAACCACACAGGAGGUAGCAGGACCCCACACUCUGCGCUAUGACCUCAUGGCCUUGUCUCUGAAGUUGCCUGAGUUGCCCCAGGUCCUGAUCUGGAGAUACUUUGAUGAUGAGCCCUUCCUACAUUAUAAUGAAAGCAGCAACAGAACAGACUCCUGGGAACCUAGGAUCAAGAGACAUUGGAGAGCUAUGACUUGGGCAAGAGAGACUGAGGAUCUGCAGGAAAUGGUGGAGCAACUCAAAAGGAUGCUAGCUGAGGUCACAGGCCAGAAAGGCCAAGAUAAGGGCCUUCACAUCCUCCAGGCAACCCUGGGCUGUGAGCUUCAAAGAAAUGGAAGCACUAGAGGCUUCUGGCACCUGGGCUAUGACGGGCGGAACCUCCUCACCUUCGACCAGAAGACUCUCACAUGGACAAUGGAUAUGCCCUUCACCCAGCAGAAGAAGACGUUCUGGGAGCCACGUGCACCCAGGGCUGACCUAGUUAAGACGUUCUUGGAUGACACAUGUCCUGCUCAGCUCCAGAGACAUCUGGCUUCCUUGAGAAGUGAACCACUUGACACAGGUUCCCCGAUGGUGAUCGUGACCUUCAGGAAUUAUCCACUGGGCAGGGUCACACUGACAUGCCGGGCUUUUAAUCUGUAUCCCCAUAUGGCCACCAGGGGCACCCUGGCCUGGCUUCAGGAUAGGAAGCUGGUAAAGCAGAAAGCUUUUGAACCAGGGACCAUCUUGCCCAGUGGGGACAGGACCUACCAGAUCUGGGUGUCCAUUUGGGUUCUUCCUGGACAGGAACCACAGUUCACCUGUAAUCUGAGUUACCAUGGUGGCAACAUAGAGAAGCGUGCUGUUAUUGUGAACACUGUCUCUGGUGAGAAAACAAGACAACCUUCCACCUCAGGUGUGGGAGGCAGGGUCAAGAAAAGCCUGUGGACUACAAUGACCACAGCUUUUAUGGUGACCUCCUGGACCAGGAAAACUGGUGGGGACUCCACUCUGCUUCUGCUCUGGUGGCUUCUGUUCUUUUCUACAGUGUUGGCAGUUCUGACCCUCGUCUAGAGCAGCACGAACACCCAAGACAGCAAGAAACCAGGUGAGCAUCCCUGCAGGCUGUAAGAGAAGGUGGCAGGAGUGGUGAGAGGCCUUGUAUACUGUACGAGUAGAAAGGUAGUCACCCACCCACUAUUUUAUCAGGCUGGUGAACGGAGGGACCUAAGGAGUCACCAUCCCCGGCCUGUUAACCUGCCCUGCUGUUGAAAAGCACCGCCCCCUGGUGGAAGGACAGUGCUACUUCGGAUGUGUUCUUCCACACAUUAUGGAAUACAGGGGCAGGGAAGCAGGCUGGACACUCACAACAAGGUACUGGUUGUGGCAACCUACAAAUGUCCCCGUCUCUUCACCAAACACAUAGAAAACAAACAGCCAAACAAGACAGAGGGAGAACUGUUAGCCCGUGAGGUGAUCGAGAGUCAUUUUACCAGGUGAUGAUGUCUUCUCCAAUUUCAUCUUGAUUCAAACAUGGAAACUUCUCCUCAAAAUAUGUCCAUGAAACACCUGGGGGAGGUAUUGUACAUAUAUAUAAAUAUAAACAUCUAAAAGAUUUUGAAGAUAUUUUAUUCUCUAUGGUCUCCUUAAAUCUAUACUAAUAAUCAAAUGGAGUUUUAGGGUCCAAUACAGGAUUUCUGCCCCAUUUUCAAAGUUAAACUAUUAUUCUCCUGCCUUCACCAUGCCAGCCUAAAACGAUCACAGCAAACCUUGUUAGAUGUUAAUACCCCUCCACAAUAAAAGAAGAGCAAGUCGUCCCAACCAAUUUUAUGUUAAAAAUAAAAUAAAUUAAAAUUAAAAAUUAUAUUUCUAUAAUUGUUUUUAAAAAUAAAAAAUGUUAUAAAAUAAGAAUAUAUAGUAUCAAAAUAAUAAAAUGAUAUUAAAUAUUAAAAUUAUUUUAGUAAAGAUUUAUGCAUAAAGAUUAAAUGGAUAUAUGGUUACAGAAUAAAACACUGAAGUGAUUUUAGAAGUUAUGAGUAACUAGUUUAAUGUAUAUAAAGGAUAAGACUUAAAAAUAAUUCGAGCCUAGCAAGCGCAAGGCCCUGGGUUCGGUCCCCAGCUCCAAAAAAAAAAAAAGAAAAAAAAAGCACAAAAAUAAUUCGAUAUUACAGUUUUUAGGUCUGUGAUUAACAAUUAUUUUUAAAAUGGAUAUAAUGUACAUCAAGUCAAGGUUCAUUUUAAAAUACCUGGCUUUAAGGCAAGACCUCUAGUAGAGGGAUAAGGACAACAACCCACUCACAAAAUUUUGACCCAAAAUUUGUCCUUUCUAAAAGAAAUACAGGGACAAAGAUGGACCAGAGACUGAAGGAAUGGCCAACCAAUCAAUCACCAGCUCAACUCAAGACCCUUCCCGUGGACUAGCACCAAUCCCUGACGUUAUCAAUGAUAUCCCGUAAUGCUUGCAGCCACAAGCCUAGCAUAACUACUCUUUUAGAUGCCCCACCCAACAGCUGACCAAAACAGAUGCAGACAUCCACAGCCAAACAUUGUACAAUGGUCUGGGGCUCUCAUGGAAAGGAUUGAAAGCACUGAAGGGAUAGGAACGCCACAGGGAGACCAAAAGAGUCAAAUAUCCUGGACUCUUGGGCUCUCAGAGACAGAACAACCAACCAAAGAGCAUACAUGGGCUGGAGCAAGGCCCCACACACAUAUAUAGCUAACAUGCAGUUCAGUCUCCAUGGCUGCCUUGUCUGGCCUCAAUGGAAGAGGAUACAUCUAACCCUGCAGAGACUUGAUGUUCCAGGAUAAGAGGAUACCCAGCGGAAGUCUAACCCUCUCAGGGGUAAAGGGGAAGGGAUAGGGGAGGGACUCUGGGAGGGAGCACUGUGAGGGGAGACGACUUUGGAAUGUAAAAAAAAAAAUCUGGCUUCUAAAAUAUUGCAUGAUAGUUAUAAGUAUCAGAAUGAGGUCAUUGAUCUUCUUCAGUGUCUCUUCACCUGUGGGUCACAAGCUCCAGAUAUCCUGCAUAUCAGAUAUUUACAUUAUUAUUCAUAAGAGUAACAAAUUUACCAUUACAGCCUAGCAACAGCCUGUUGUGGGGUCACUAAAAUGUAGGGAACUGUACUAAAUGGUCACAGCAUUAUAGAGUUUGAGAACAGUAGUGCUAGAUGUUUCCCAUGUGGGGCCUGCACUGCCUUUUUUAACUGUCCUGGGAUAUUACCCAUCAUUCCUAUUUGUCAUUGGUGGGUCAGCACAGAUGUGACCUGUUAGGCCUAUGACUUUGGGGUAUAGUAAGGGUUGGAUAGACAUUAUCAAUUCAUUCAUCACUUGAGUUUUCCAGUCUCUAAUCACCCACAAGUUACCUCAAUGGAUGGACCUUUUCCAGUACACGGUGAAAAUCUGGUGCCCUGGUUUCACAGUGGGAUUCUUCCUUCAGUGGCAUAGUCCGGAAUUCUAAAGAAAACUCUGUGCCUCUGAACAACAACAAAAAACAAAACAAAACAAAACAAAAAACAAACAAAACAAAACAAACAAACAACAAAACAAAAACCACCUGAGGAACUGGUCAACUGGUCCACCUGUCCUGCAAAUGCCCACCAGGUCUUGAUGAAGAUGGCUUUCUAGGAUGCCCUUAUUGUCCACAUCCUGAUAUAGUAUCUCCCAGACCACACCCUAUUAUAGUGUCUCCUAGGGCAAAAGUUCAGCAAGACUUUUGACUAUUAGCCCCAGGUAAUGUGAGCAUUUAUGGGACAUUUGGAGAAAAUGAGCAACUAUGACACAGACAUUGUUUUAUAUUUGACCUCACUACCUGUGUUACCUCUUCAUGUUUGUUACUGGCUGGGAGUUCCUCUAUUGGAGAGAAUGGAGGACACUUCAAAAUGACUUGCAUCAAUUGUAUCCCCUCUAAUUGUAUAAACUCCACCCCUCUGCUCAUAACAACUUCUCUUGCUUCCACAGCCUUCUUUGGCAGGGGCCAUGUUGUCUCUCCUGGGAAAGGUACAUGAAUGUUCUGUGAAUGACCUCCUUGAGGCAAGGUCCCUUGGAGUUUUUCUCCAUUUUGGCAAGGACCAGUGGGAAAGAUAACAAGAAUGACUGCAUCAAUCCUUUGGAAAUUUAACUAUGAUUUCUAUUUAUUCAAAAAGUUAAGAUAGGACUGACUAAGACUUUUAAUUUUUUAUUUUUUAUUGGUUAUUUUAUUUAUUUACAUUCCAAAAAUUGGAAUUGUUGUUCCCCUUCCCGGUUUCCCCUCUGCAAGCCCCCUAACCCAUCCCCCAUCCCCCUGCCUCUGUGAGGGUGCUCCCCCACCCACUCCUGCCUCACUACCCUAGCAUCCACCUAUGCUAGGGCAUCGAGCUUCCACAGGACCAAGAGUCUUCCCUCCCAUUGGUGCCAGAUAAGACCAUCCUCUGCUACAUAUGCAGCUGGAGCCAUGGGUCCCUCCACGUGUACUCUUUGGUUGAUGAUUUUGACUAAGACCUGUAAAGAAGAUCCCAUAUUGGAUGGUCUCAGAUUUGAUAGGAAUAUAUGAGGACAAAGGAAGGGGUUUGGAAACAUCAACUACAUUUUCUGAGCACCUAAGCAUGUGAAUACAUUCAAGAGAGGGAAAAUUCAAAACUCACUUAGAAAAGAUAGGGCCUAAAGGUCAACAGUAAAGAGGUCAUUCUCAGGACAAGUUACUUCAUUCCUAGGAUAAGUUAGUAAGUAAAAUUUGCUGUGCUCUUAAAAGAAACAUAAGUUGAAUAGAUUCAUCUUUGCCUUAGGUAAGGGUUUAUACAAAAGAAAGAACAGUAUGUAUGAGUGGACGGACAAGUGUUAAUUGUCAGUUUCUGCUCUUUAUAGAAAAGUUGUAUAGGGCAGGACCAUACUGUAAAACUAAGAGAUUAUGGCACAAAGAUAACUUGCAUACGUUGUGAGCAUCCUGAGUUAGGAGGUGAUAAAACACAGAGGUUAUAUUCCUGUCAAAUGCUUGGAUUCCUGUUGUCUUUUACUUUGAAACUGCAUGUCUGCUGCCGGCCUAUGCACAAACUAGAUGUGCCUGUCUGGCUCUAAUCAUUUUGGCUUGCAAUACAACACUUAAGUCAUUAUGGCUUGCAGUAUUCAGGUGUGCUUAGCUAUGACAUAAUCAUCUGGAUUGUAAUGCUACACUGCUUAGACGUGGGAAACGGUGAUCUCUGACAUCGACGAAGUAAGGGGAACUUAAAAUGAGUUUUAGUAAACACUUUUUGAGAUACUUAAAUAGUGAUUAAGAAAAAUCUAAAACUGUAUGUGUUUGAAUGCUCUGAAAUUCUGUAUAAAUAAAGACAGCGUGAGCUAUUCAGGGUCACUUUAUUGAAGGGCACCACAUGGUCAGUGUCGUUGACUCCACAUCUCUGUUCCAGGUUACCGAACUCAAUGGGCAAGGACUCCGGCACUUCCUGCAUUCAUUAUGGCUCCUGUGCUCUGUAUGGCUCCUGUACUCCAUAUGAUUCCGAACAACAGAUUCACAACAGAUUCACAUCAGGCUCCUUCCAGAAAAAGGAAGGUUCUCGGGUCUUGUUUUAACUAGCAUGUUUGUAGUAUCACUGUUAUUAGUACCUAAAGCUGCUUCCAUAGCGACCCAACAAGUACAAACUGCCCAUUUUGUUAAUUGGCAGAUGCCAUGCAGGAGUAGCAGCAAUGGUCAAGUGAGCUCCCUGGAGAAGGCCCACCAUCUUGUCCUCCUGAGAUGCGUGUGCUCUGGUGAGGCAUUGCCCCAGAGACUUAGUCCCAGGGCUGUUCCUGCUACUGUGUGUUUUCUCAUGGUUGUCAGUACCGUGCUCCUCAUUGAUUUGGCUUGGUGAGAGUGGACUCCGGGAGACCCUCACUCACUGCCUACAGACUGUUGUGGUUACUUCCUGGUUGCCAGCCACCCUAUUGGGAAAAUGUCCUGCAGAUCAACAUGAAGAUGAGCUUUCGUGAAUUAAUGCCGUUUAGGUGGUUGUUUUGCCAGAAAGAUGUAGUAAAGUUAGAACUGAGAAUAAAUUGUGCCCCCUCCUCGUAGAAUGGUUAAGUAAGGGCUGCAUAACAAGGAGUACAAUGAGCUUUCAUACAUUGCACUAAGAAGAGAAAUAGGAUUAAGACAGAUUUGUGAUGAAAGAAGAAACCUUCUUUCUAGGUCCGGUCCAAGGAAGAAGCCACAGGUGUGCACUGUGAUAAAGCAAGGCCGUGUGGAACUGUUGCUUUGAACUUAUAACGAGCUUACAAAAUGAAAAGCUGCUUUGAACUUACUAUCCCUUUGGACAACAUCCUUUUGAACUCCCCUUAUAUGUAACAUUUUCUCUAUGAGGUAAUUUUAUAAAUAAUUUUUUAAUCUAAAAAUGUAUAAAAAGGCUAAGAAAAAAGUGUGGCUGUUGAGGCUCUGCCCCAUCCAACAAGUGUGUGUGUGUGUGUGUGUGUGUGUGUGUGUGUGUGUGUGUGUGAAUGUAUGUAUUACAAUGUGUCUUUGUGUAUAUAUGCCUGUCUGUAUGUAUGUGUACAUACAUACAUAUGUAGAUAUGUAUGUAUUUAUAUAAGUAUUCAUGUGCACUUGUGAAACAGGUGUGUGUGUGUGUGUGUGUGUGUGUGUGUGUGUGUGUGUAUCUGACUUUCUUUAUUUCCUUCGUCUGUGAAAUUGCCAUCAGCUUUUGGCGCCAGAACAGCAAGAGAGUUAAAAGCCAGAAGUCAUUGGCCUUCAGCCUUUGGUUGUGUCCCACCUCAGUACCUGAUCCAGUUGAAGCUGGCCCACAGCAGCUAAUCAGCUAGCUUAUAAUCCUUCUGUAGCUUCUGCCUCACAGGAAUGUAUAGAUACAAACCUAGAAGCUGUCUUGAAUGCUUUAGAAACUAUGUGAUUGUACCUAGGAGAUACAGUACAAACUGCACAGCAUCCGUUAGUUACAGGAUCCUGCUGCUGUUAUAUGUGUAUGUUACUCUUUUAAGCUAAAUGAAAAUGAAAUAAAAUUUAAAAUAACUUACAGGGAA